AUGGUGAGGGCUCUUGUGAUCAUAAACUGCAUAAUCUUAGCCAUAGGAAACUGUGGAGGUCCUCUGAUCAUGCGUCUCUACUUCAACAACGGUGGCAAGAGCAUUUGGUUCUCAACAUUUCUUGAAACCGCAGGCUUUCCAGUCAUCUUCAUCCCUCUGCUCGUCUCCUACAUCAACCGGCGAAGCAAAAACACCAACGGAAGCGAGAACACAAGUUUCUUCCUCAUAAAGCCGCGUCUCCUUAUCUCGGCUGCUCUCAUAGGCAUUCUCUCAGGGUUUGAUAACUACUUAUACGCAUACGGCAUAGCUUAUCUUCCGGUUUCAACAGCUGCUUUAAUCAUUGCUUCGCAGUUAGCUUUCAUAGCCAUCUUCUCGUAUUUCAUGGUCAGCCACAAGUUCACUCCUUUUACCAUCAAUGCUGUUGUGCUGUUGACUGUUGGCGCUGCGGUUUUGGGAAUGCAUACCGAAACUGAUAAGCCCCUUCAUGAGACUCACAGGCAAUACAUCAUUGGGUUCUUGAUGACUGUAGCAGCAGCUGUUAUGUAUGCUUUUAUCUUGCCGCUAGUGGAGCUUUCUUACCAGAAAGCUAAACAACCCAUGAGCUAUACACUCGUGCUCGAGGUCCAGAUGGUUUUGUGUCUUCUUGCUUCUAUAGUCAGCCUCGUCGGUAUGAUCAUAGCUGGUGAUUUCAAGGCACUACCAAAGGAAGCAAGAGAGUUUAAGCUUGGAGAGCCACUGUUCUAUGUGGUGGUUGUGUUUUCAGCUGUAAUAUGGCAAGGAUUCUUCUUGGGAGCCAUUGGAUUGAUCUUCUGUGCGUCUUCUCUCGUCUCUGGUAUUAUGAUAUCGGUCCUUUUGCCCAUCACGGAGGUUUUAGCUGUUAUCUUCUACCAUGAGAAGUUUCAGGCAGAGAAAGGUCUUUCUCUUGCUCUCUCUCUUUGGGGUUUUGUCUCUUACUUUUAUGGUGAGAUCAAAUCUGAUAAGGAUAAGAGGAUUCAGCAGGAGACUGAACUGCCUUCUGCGUCCAGAACCAUAAGCGAGUGUUAA
Messenger RNA from Microthlaspi erraticum, 1044 nucleotides. The record is from the annotation of a GenBank genome assembly. Lineage: Eukaryota; Viridiplantae; Streptophyta; Magnoliopsida; Brassicales; Brassicaceae.